AUAUUUUUCAACAGAAAAUUACGCUGAUUUUCUUUGUUGAUAAUAACAAUCGUUAUUCAGUGCGGGACAGAGGCGACGCUGCAGCUGCUUUAAUUAUCGAUUGGGACGCUGGUCGUCUGGGCUGCAGUCUCUGUGUAACUGGGUCACGUCGCUCUUCAGACUUUCACUUUUAAUUACCAAAUCCGGCUGUCCUGAUUUUUUUUAAAGUUAUUUAUAUUUUUCUGUUAUUAACCAUGGAUUUAUGGGAUUUGUUUUCGUUCCGCGUGUGCUUGGCGGUGAUUUUGUUUUUAAUUUUUGUCCGGGAAGGUUUUUGUGCGGCGUCGACGCGGAAGAUUGACGGGCGCAGUACAACGGUCAAGGUUGACGAUGUCGACGAACAGAAUCUUAUAACACCGCCAUCCGCAUCUGUCAAAAAAGCCGCAUUAAGGCGACUGCAACCCAUCAAACUGGCCAACCUAACCAUCACUACCUUUAACAAAACCGCCGUCCUGCAGCCGCGGGACCUCGACGACACCAACACCACCACCUCCAACGCCCGCUCCGGCGCCCUGGCCCAACCGCGCACCUCCAUGGACGACUUCGAUGCCCUGCCCAUCUCCCCGCUGGGUGGCUUCAAAUCCUACCAGAAGAGCUAUGUUAACAUGCCCGGCUACCAGAUGGCCAAGGAAAAAGUCCAAGGGGGUGGCCUCCAGCCAUCCCUGAUCCCCGGACCCGGCGCGGAACUGGUGGGAGUCGGCGUGGGACCUCCAACGCCGAUUGUCGGUGGAAUCGGUGGUCCGGUGCCGCUGCAAGCAGGUCCAGUUCUGGAACCGGGUUUAGCGCAAUACAUCGCCAUGAUGCGCGGUAACCGCCGCCCCGUCCCACCUUUCUACGGCGCCGGGCCACGCCCCCUGCCACCCCACUGCACCUGCGCCCCACUGGCCGACUGCCGCGACGUUUCCGCCUUAGCCCGCGACUACGGCGACGACGCCUACAACGGCAACUGCCUUCCCGGGCAGGUGGUCUGCUGCAACCAGGACCUCCUCGACCAGAUGAACACCGCCGACCACCCGGUCGGGCCCCUGACCGCCGGACCGGCCUACGGACCCCGUCCGGUGCCCCAGCCCGUCCCGGUAGCCGCAGCCGUGCCCCGCCCCGUCCCGGUGGUCCCUCUCGGUCCCGCGGUGUCCGUGCCGGCGCCAGUGGUCAGACUGCCGCCGCCAACCAACUACAAUCCCCCGAUUAUAGGACGCCCAAAGCCGGUGGCGGUGAUCGACGCGGUGCCGGUGCCGCCGCUGUACGGCGCCGGUGUCGGGUCGGGUCCGGUAUUGUGCGGGAAGAAGGGCCGGAAUCCGUUGGCGCGGGUGUACGAUGGGGAUGAUAAGAUGUCGGAUUCGGAGUUCGGGGAGUUCCCGUGGAUGGCCGCGGUGCUGCUGGCGCCGGAGCUAACGUACCAGUGCGGCGGGGCGCUGAUUGCACCGAGAUUUGUGCUGACGGCCGCUCACUGCGUUGCACGAAACAAACACCGCAACUUAAUCGUGCGCCUGGGCGAGUACGAUGUGACUAACACCGAGGAGCCGCCGUAUCAAGACAUCAAAGUGACGGACGUGGUCAUGCACGCCGGCUACCACAGCGGCACCCUCAAGAACGACAUUGCCCUUCUCGUCCUGGACACACCCGCCAUCUUCAACGAGUACAUUUCGCCGGUGUGUCUGCCGGAAUAUGCACCGGAAACCGGCGGUGUUUGUACCGUCACCGGUUGGGGCAAGGACACCAUCUCCCAUGGCAAGUGGGCUAACCGGCUGAAAUCGGUGGAUGUGCCGCUGGUUAGCAAUGAAUUCUGUGAAGCUUCCUACCGCAAAUCGCCGCAGCUGGGCCCGUACUUCAAUCUGCAUGAUAGUUUCGUGUGUGCUGGUGCCCCGGGCAAGGACGCUUGUUAUGGUGACGGCGGCAGUCCGAUGGUGUGUUCGCGCGACCCGGCCAGCGAGCGCGGCUACCAGCUGAUGGGGCUGGUCAGUUGGGGCAUCGACUGCGGCCAGUAUCCCGGAGCGUACACGCGUGUACAAAAGUUCGUACCCUGGAUACACGAUGUCAUGAACAAGUUUCCCAACUAAUCGCUGUCGACUGAUUUUCUGAUCUGUGCCGCUUUUUUUGCCAAAAGUCUUUGUUUUUUUUAUUAUGUGCCUAAAAGUUGAACUUUUAUUAUUUCGCUGUGCGAAGACAGUUAUAAAACAAACAAUACUCUCUGUGCAUGUACUGUACUUUUAACUGAAAUACAGAGAACUGUUAACAGUUAUACGCAAACAUUUAUUUA
Paramacrobiotus metropolitanus is the source of this 2293-nucleotide messenger RNA. RefSeq lists its product as uncharacterized. Gene Ontology annotation, biological process: proteolysis. Lineage: Eukaryota; Metazoa; Tardigrada; Eutardigrada; Parachela; Macrobiotidae. The record is from RefSeq and is a predicted model, not a curated record. Gene Ontology annotation, molecular function: serine-type endopeptidase activity. Bases 234 to 2093 code for a protein of 619 amino acids. The transcript has 6 exons.